Molecule: messenger RNA, 992 nt
Organism: Moneuplotes crassus
Lineage: Eukaryota; Ciliophora; Spirotrichea; Euplotida; Euplotidae
Source: the annotation of a GenBank genome assembly
AAAUGAAAUCUGAACUUAUUGAUAAAAAUAAUUGUACUGGACUGAAGAGUAAAGCUACUGGACUUGAGAACUUGGGGGUAUGCCCGGGCACACUUAGUAACAGUGCUAAACCAAGGUCAAAGAGAUUCAAGCUCGACUUAAAGAUUAUGAAAAAGUGGAAAAGCGGAGAUAUUCAGAAGAAAUUUAAACUUGAAGAUCACUAUGAUGCUAUUAAAACAUUAGGAUCAGGCACUUAUGCAACAGUUAGCCUUGCCACUUGUUUGAAUGAUAAUAAACAAGUUGCUGUUAAGAUAUCAAGAGGUGCAAACUCUUGUGAAAAAUUAGCCAGUGAGUACAAAAUCCUUUCUGAACUUGACCAUGAGUGUAUCAUCAAACCACUCAAGUUCAUCAGAAGCGAGAUGAUGCAAGAAGCCUAUCUUGUCCUGGAGUAUUUUGAAGGCACCGAUCUUAAAGAAUUCGUUCAAAAAAAUGGUCCACUUUCAGUUGGAGACGCUCUUAAAGUAUUGAAGCAAUUGGCUUCGUGAGUUGCCUAUUUACACAGUAAAGGUGUCGCCCACAGAGACAUUAAGCCAGAAAAUAUUUUAAUCGAUGCGGAUCUAAACAUCAAGCUGAUCGAUUUUAAUAUCUCCAAAAAGAUGAAGUCUGGCCGCACCAAAGAUGGGUGAAAAUUCAGCACAAUAUUCUACACCCAAAUAUCAUCACCUCUGUAUGCCGCUCCAGAAAUCAAAGAAAAUCUGCUGUAUACAGAGAGCGUCGAUAUCUGGGGUAUCGGCAUCAUUAUGUUCACUUGCAUUUACGGAUACCCAAAAUCUAAAAAGGAUUUCGGCAAGAAUUUCAGCAAGAUUUUGAUGAAAGAAAAAAUUAGUUCAGAUAUAUUCGUCAACAAGAAAGUCAGAGACUUUCUUGUUAAUUUAUUGUGCGAUGAUCCCCAGCGUAGACUCACAGCCGAUGAAAUCAUGGCUGACGAAUAUAUUAUGUCCCUUGUAUUUUAA